AUUAAGAUAUCACUUCCGGCGGGGAGGGGCUGCUACGCGUAGAGGAAGCUACGACUGCAAGGCCUGCGAGCUCUAAGCAGCCACAGCCAGCAAUACGCGAUUUGGGCCAGAUACGUCCGGGAGAAGUUAGAAAACAGGAACAAAUUUGAUCAUAAACGCAGUAUUAAAUAUUCCUUUUUUGCAUGACAGCACAAUUGAGUCUCACGCUUUUGCAAACAGAUAGGGAUAGUUUGCGUUAAAUUUUCCGAUUUUUUCCCUUUGAUAAAUCGGCAAAUAACGUUAGAAUUGUCACUCCCUCUGGACUCGCCUAUCAACAUUAUUAUCAACAAUAAUAACAGCGGCUGUAACUAUAUAAAUUAACGCUAGCUAGUUACAUUAUCGAACUUUGUAUCUCCAUGAGAAAAUUAGCAGGGUAGCUAAUUAUUAUGUUACAAAGUCGCAGUUUUUGCUAACAGUGCACACAGGCCCUGCAUUUCAGGCAGAGCAUGAACGUCAGCCGGAGCAGCCAACACCUCAAAUAGCUGCAAAUAUUCAUUUGAAGCCAGAGGUUCCCUGUUGACUCCGAUCAUGGCAUCGGAGGAGGCUUCCCUGCGUGCUCUGGAGAGCCUCAUGACCGAAUUCUUUCACAGCUGCACCACCAAUGAGCGCAAGAGGGAAAUUGAGGAGCUGCUGAAUAACUUCGCUCAGCAGACAGGAGCAUGGCGGUACUGUCUCUACUUCCUGUCCAAAACCCGCAACGAGUACGUCAUGAUGUACAGCCUUACAGUGUUUGAGAACCUCGUCAACAAGAUGUGGCUGGGCGUGGCCUCCCAGGACAAAAUGGAGAUCCGCAGCUGCCUGCCCAAGCUCCUGCUGUCCGAGCACAAGGCCCUGCCCUACUUCAUCCGCAACAAGCUGUGCAAGGUCAUCGUGGACAUCGGCAGGCAGGACUGGCCCAUGUUCUACCACGACUUCUUCACCAACACCCUGCAGCUGAUCCAGUCCUCCGCCAUGGCGCCGCUGGGCCUGAUCCUGCUGAAGACCACGUCGGAGGAGCUGGCGUGCCCGCGGGAGGACCUGAGCGUGGCGCGGAAGGACGAGCUCCGCAAACUGCUGCUGGAGCAGGUGCCCACCGUGCUGAGCCUGCUGACCAGUAUUCUGGAGACCAUCUGGGACAAGCACAGCGUCACAGCCAGCACCCCUCCCCCCUCCCCCACGUCAGGAGACAGCGGAGAGCUCCUGGGCAGUCUGCUCCAGGGAACGGUGCACUCCAAGCUGCUGUCCCAGCCCUUGCCCCAGCUGGAGCAGGAGGACCUGCAGCUCUGCUCCCUGGCCCUGGAGUGCCUGGCCCACCUCUUCAGCUGGAUCCCCCUCUCCACCAGCAUCACGCCCUCCCUCCUGGCCACCGUCUUCCACUUCGCCCGGUUCGGCUGCGACCUGCGGGGAGGCGGGGGCCUCAAGGGCAAGCUGGGGCCCUCCAUCUACUCCUCCUCCUCCUCGUCCUCUUCCUCGCCCAACGGCGGCUCCACCGGGGGCCCGGUGAACGGCAGCACCACGCAGGCGCCGGGCGCGGGCCGCGCGGACCGGGCGCGGCUGGGCGUGCUGGCCAUGACCUGCGUCAACGAGCUCAUAUCCAAGAACUGCGUGCCGCUGGACUUUGAGGAGUACCUCCUGCGCAUGUUCCAGCAGACCUUCUUCCUGCUGCAGAAGCUGACGCGGGAGAACAACGCCCACACCGUCAAGAGCAGGCUGGAGGAGCUGGACGAGGGUUAUGUGGAGAAGUUCACGGACUUCCUGCGGCUGUUUGUCAGUGUUCACCUGAGAAGGAUAGAGUCCAACGCUCAGUUUCCUGUGGUGGAAUUCCUCGCACUGCUCUUCAAAUACACUUUCCACCAGCCCACUCACGAAGGCUACUUUGCUUGCCUUGACAUCUGGACCAUCUUCUUGGACUACCUGACCACCAAAAUAAAGAGCCGGCUUGCUGACAGAGACAGCGUGCUGAACAGGUAUAAGGAUGCCCUGGUGCUGCUCCUGAGGGAGGUUCUGAACAGGAUCCAGUUCCGAUACAACCAGGUCCAGCUGGAGGAGCUCGAUGACGAGACGCUGGAUGAUGACCAACAGACAGAGUGGCAGCGGUACUUGAGGCAGAGUUUGGAGGUGGUUGCCAAGGUGAUGGAGCUGCUACCCUCUCAUGCCUUCUCUACACUGUACCCAGUGCUGCAGGAGAACCUGGACGUGUACCUGGGACUGCAGCAGUUCAUCGUCACCACCGGCACAGGCCGGAGGCUGAACAUCACGGCGGAGAACGACUGCCGGCGGCUGCACUGCGCGCUGCGGGACCUGAGCUCCCUGCUGCAGGCGGUGGGGCGGCUGGCCGAGUACUUCAUCGGCGACGUCUUCACCGCGCGCUUCAACGACGCCCUCACCGUGGUGGAGAGGCUGGUGGAGGUGACCUGCUACGGCUCCCAGAUCAGCCUGUACGACCUGGAGACGGCCGUGCCGUCCGUGCUCAAGCCCGAUCUCAUCGACGUGCACGCUCAGUCCCUGGCUGCCCUGCAGGCCUACUCCCAUUGGCUGGCGCAGUUCUACAGCGAGGUGCAGCGGCAGAACCAGGCGCGCUUCAUCAACCUCAUCACCUCUGCCAUGGACGCCACCGCCCCCCUCAUCAGUGCCAAGGUGCCGGAGAAGCUGCUGCUGUCGGCGUGCCACCUAAUGGUGUCCAUUGCCACCACGGUGCGGCCCGUCUUCCUGGUGACCGUCCCGGCUGUGCAGAACAUCUUCAACCUGGUCACAGACAGCCUGGCUCGCAGGCUCCCCCCAGAGGCCCAGGUGCUGGUGUGCCGCUCUCUGUCCAACAUGCUGCUGCUGCCGUGGCCCAACCUGCCGGAGGGCGAGCAGCAGUGGCCCACGCGCUCCAGCAGCCACGCCAGCCUGCUGGCCGCGCUCACGCGCCAGUACCGCCUGCUGCGCGGCAACCAGCGCCGCAUGGGCCUGGACGACAUGAAAGUGGAGCUGCACCAGACGUUGCGUGUGCUCAGAGACAUCGUGGACAGCAUCUCUGGGGAGGCCACCAAGUCCCGGCAGAUCUGCUACCAGUCCCUGCAGGAGUCUGUGCAGGUCUCUCUCACACUCUUCCCCAUUUUCAUCCACCAGCCAGACGUGACGGACGAGAUGCUGAGCUUCUUUCUCACGCUGUUCCAAGGCCUCAGGGUGCAGAUGGGAGUGCCCUUCACCGAGCAGAUCAUCCAGACCUUCCUCAACAUGUUCACCAGGGAGCAGCUGGCUGCCAGCAUCCAGCAGGAGGGCAGCGCGGGCUGCCGGGUGGUGGAGAAGUUCCUCAAGAUCCUGCAGGUGGUGGUGCAGGAGCCCGGCCAGGCCUUCAAACCCUUCCUGCCCAGCAUCAUCUCCCUCUGCAUGGAGCAGGUCUACCCCAUCGUGGCCGAGCGCUCCUCCCCUGACGUGAAGGCGGAGAUGUUCGAGCUGCUCUACCAGAUCCUGCACCACAACUGGAGGUACUUCUUCAAGACGUCGGUGCUGGCCAGCGUGCAGAGGGGCGUGUCCGAGGAGCCCAUGGAGAACGAGGCCCAGUUCAUCGCAGCCAUGCAGGCGUUUGGCCAGUCCUUCCUGCAGCCGGACAUCCACAUAUUCAAGCAGAACCUCUCCUACCUGGAGUCCCUCAACAGCAAGCACAAGCUCUACCACAAGAAGAUGUUCCGCACCACCAUGCUGCUGCACUUCAUCAACGUGCUGCUGCAGGUGCUGGUGCACCGGAGCCACGACCUGCUGCAGGACGAGAUCGCGCUGGCCGUCUACAACAUGGCCUCCGUCGACUUCGAGGGCUUCUACUCCGCCUUCAUGCCCGAGUUCCUGAACGGGUGCCAGGGCGUGGACGCCAGCCAGCGCGCCGUGCUGGGCCGGAACUUCAAGAUGGAGCGGGACCUGCCCUCCUUCACGCAGAGCGUGCACAGGCUGGUGAACGACCUGCGCUACUACCGGCUGUGCAACGGCAGCCUGCCCCCGGGGACCGUCAAGCUAUAGCGCACCCUGCGCCGACCCGCCAACCGCCGUCGCCGCCGCUGCCGCGAACGCCACUCCCACGUGCCAUGGACACUGUCCCGGCCCCCCGCCCCGCCUGUCGCCGCGCACCCCGAUCCCCCACAGGCCCUGCCUGGCUGCUCUCACUCCCCUCGGCGAGGGGGGGGGGAAUCGGAGACGGAAGUCUCCGGAAGGACCCGCACCUUAACGUCCGCGGAUUUCAGUGGAUCUCGCCCCAGUCUCCCAUUUCACCCUUUUCUUUUUUUUUCUUCUCUCGGAAAACACGGGCUCUCCCUGGCGAGAGCGUUGUUCGCCAAUAAUCGCAAGGCCAAAGCAGGACCUGCACCUCUUCAAAGGCUCCUGCGGGGAGGGGGAGGGGAGGGGAACCUGGGGCUCAGCACUUUCGUGACUAACGAGUUUGGUUAUGACGUUCGGUUUUUAAUGAUGUCCGCUUGUUUUUGUUUCUUUUUGACUCUGCCUUCACGUCUUCGACUCCAAAGGAGACUGACUUUCAAACUCAGUUGGGUUUUGUUUCUUUGAUAUCAUUCCAUUUAGAUACAGAAGGCCGCCAUGCUUAAUCAAAGUGCUUUGGAUAUACAAACUUCUUUCGUAAAAAAAAAAAAAAAAAAAAAGCAACAAAAAAAUUUACUUUGUUAGGCCAUUGUUUUUAAUUUUAUUGCCAUUGAGGUUUGUAUUAUGAUUGUUAUUUUGGACUGUUGUGGUUUUAAUUUGAAUGUUUCUCUCUUAAUCUGUUAUGUUUGUACAGUUCUUUUUUCUUACAUUAAGGAGAUUUAUUAAAAGCUUAAUACUUUUGUUUUAAAUGUGGAAAAACUUGAACUGGAGCCCUGAUUCUUUUAUUAAGGAAAGAUUAAAGGGAAAUUCAGGGGGAAAUAUAAAGGCAUAGCCAGCCAUUCAACCAAACGCCAGAGAGGGUUUGCCAUGCAACCAAUCGCCAGGGACGGUUUGCCAUUCAGCCAAUCGCCAGAGAGGGUUUGCCAUGCAACCAAUCACCAGAAAGUGUUUGUUCAAGCAACCAAUCGCCAGGGAGUGUUUGCCGUGCAACCAAUCGCUAGAGAGGGUUUGCCAUGCAACCACUCGCCAGAGAGGGUUUGCCUAGCAACCAGUCGCCAGAGAGCGUUUGCCUAGCAACCAGUCGCCAGCGAGGGUUUGCCAUGCAACCAAUCACCAGUGAGGGUUUGCCAUGCAACCAAUCGCUAGAGAGGGUUUGCCAUGCAACCACUCACCAGAGAGGGUUUGCCAAGCAACCAAAACGGUAAAGGUGGCAGUUGUGGAACAAAUUCAGAGUGUUAGACACAAAGUCCUUAUGUUGUUAGUUUUCUAUUUUAAAAGCUCCUUUGGAGUGUGAAAUUUCUGUUGUGAAAUUUGGAGAUGUACACACAAGUGCUCUCUGAACAUGGAUGGGGAUGAAUUUCAUUUCUGUAUUGUCAGAGUUUUGUUCCGGAUGCUUUGAGAUGACACAGUUUUUAUGUGAAAUAAUCAUGGAAAUAAAUACUAUAAACUGA
Anguilla anguilla (European eel) is the source of this 5537-nucleotide messenger RNA. RefSeq names its product exportin 6 (gene xpo6). Lineage: Eukaryota; Metazoa; Chordata; Actinopteri; Anguilliformes; Anguillidae. Gene Ontology annotation, biological process: protein export from nucleus. The record is from RefSeq and is a predicted model, not a curated record. Gene Ontology annotation, molecular function: nuclear export signal receptor activity; small GTPase binding. The coding region runs from base 568 to 4017 and encodes 1149 amino acids. The transcript is spliced from 24 exons.